AUGUUUCUCAAAGUGCAGUUGCCCUGGAAUGUCAUAAUACCUGCUGAGAACCUGGAUGCCAAAGGACUAAUGCUCCAAAGGUCAAUUGUUGUGCGCCUCCUAGAUGAAUUUGCAAAGAAAAGGGCCACCAAAGAUCUUGGAUACUUUCUUGCUGUCUCGACUUUGGAGAACAUAGGGGAGGGAAAACGGCAUCACCUUCAAGAUUUUCAGGGGGAGAUCUUAGAGGGGGUUGUUCACAAGGUCCUUAAGCAUGGGGUUCUCUUGAAAAGUGGGCCAAUGGAGAACAUCUAUCUCUCUUGUAUGAAAAUGACCGGGUACCGCUAUGUGCCUGGAGAGAAUCCAGUUUUCUUAAAUGACAAGACGUCUAAGAUUGAAAAGGAUGUGGUGGUUCGUUUUGUUGUGCUUGGAACGAAGUGGCUAGAGGCAGAAAGGGAAUUCCAGGCUUUGGUCAGUUUAGAGGGCGAUUAUCUUGGACCCGUCUCUUAA
Molecule: messenger RNA, 486 nt
Organism: Dovyalis caffra
Lineage: Eukaryota; Viridiplantae; Streptophyta; Magnoliopsida; Malpighiales; Salicaceae
Source: the annotation of a GenBank genome assembly